Messenger RNA from Peromyscus californicus insignis, 2254 nucleotides. It is a transcript of the gene Foxs1, whose product is annotated as forkhead box S1. Bases 1018 to 2007 code for a protein of 329 amino acids. Gene Ontology annotation, biological process: anatomical structure morphogenesis; regulation of transcription by RNA polymerase II; cell differentiation. Gene Ontology annotation, molecular function: RNA polymerase II cis-regulatory region sequence-specific DNA binding; DNA-binding transcription factor activity, RNA polymerase II-specific. NCBI's taxonomy places the organism in Eukaryota, Metazoa, Chordata, Mammalia, Rodentia, Cricetidae. The record is from RefSeq and is a predicted model, not a curated record. The transcript has a single exon.
CUGAUCCAUUGAAAGAACUGACUUUGUCCUGGCCCUUGCCAUGCCCCAGCUCCAGGCUGAGGCUAGAGGAGCCUGAGUUCACAGGACAUGCAGCCCUCCUCUGCACUAGGCUCUCCCAGGGCUCCGGCUUCUAAGGGAUCCUGUCCGGUCCUCACCAUGGCCUGGACAAUUCCUUUUUAGAGAUGGGAGGCUGAGAGCUCCGCCCAGAAGGCUAUCAUCCUCCCCACAGCAGUCACUAGAGGGCGCCAGGGCUCAGGGGAACCGUGUUGAGCAACCAACCUCCUUCCUGUCCUUGUAGCCCUCUUAAGUACACAGGCCAAUAACCAGGACUUGGAAUAGUGUGGCGCCAAGGGCUCCAUGGUGUGGGAAGGAGGUGGCAAAGGAGGAGAGGGAAAGCCAGAACUACGGUACCUGAGAAGCCGCUGUGGCUUUUCGCGCUCCAUAGGGACACUGCUGAGAUUCCACCCUUCUCCUCCCCUGCUCCACCUCUGGUCAUACCUGUGUCCCUGCAGGUCCUUCUGUCUCCAGGUUCUUUCCUUCUUUUCCCCUACUGUGACUGGCACUCUCUCUGUAUGCUUAUUGACUCUCUCCAAAUGUCUGGUUCUAUCUCGUGUGUGUGUGCGUGUGCGUGUGCGUGUGCGUGUGCGUGUGCGUGUGCGUGUGCGUGUGUGUGUGUGUGUGUGUGUGUCUGUCUGUCUGUAUAUAUGUAUGUAUGUAUGUAUGUAUGUAUGUAAGCCUCCCCCCCCCUCCCUGUCUCACUCAGCUUCAGAGCAUGUCUCUGCCCUCCCACCUCUUCACAGCUGCUCACAGCUUCCAACUGCUGGAUUCUCUUGCCCGCCUCCUUAGACUUGACAAGGGCGGUGUGAGAGGAGGGAAGGGCAGCGUGGUGGGCCCACCUCUUUUUGCCUUUCUAGGCUGGGAGGCUGGGCCAGUGGGUUUUUUAACGGCCUGGGCAGCCUGUGCAGCUCGCCAGCCCUGAAUGCCGUCCCCGGCUCUGCAGUCCCAGCAACAGUCAGCAUGCAGCAGCAACCAUCGCCGGGAUCCUUGGCUCCUUCGGCAGAGUCCACCAAGCCCCCUUACAGCUACAUAGCCCUGAUUGCCAUGGCUAUCCAGAGUUCACCGGGGCAGCGGGCCACCCUCAGUGGCAUCUACGGCUACAUCAUGGGCCGCUUCGCUUUUUACCGGCACAAUCGGCCAGGCUGGCAGAACAGCAUCCGCCAUAACCUGUCUCUCAAUGAGUGCUUCGUCAAGGUGCCCCGCGACGACCGCAAGCCAGGCAAGGGCAGCUACUGGACCCUGGAUCCCGACUGCCACGACAUGUUCCAGCAUGGCAGCUUCCUCCGCCGCCGCAGACGCUUCACCAAGCGCACAGGUGCCCAGGGCACCAAGGGCCCUGUCAAGGCAGACCACAGACCCCUCAGAGCUGCCAGCCCAGACCCAGGAGCCCCCAACACCACUACUAGCAGGCUGUGCCCAUUCCCACCAGAGGUGCCAAACCUCAAGGGCCUAAACUUUGGGGGUCUGAUGGGAUCGUUGCCAGCCAGUGUAUGCCCAGCAACCAGUGACGCCAGGCCCCAGCUGCCCACUGGAUCCAAAGAGAUGUGCUCGUCCAAGUCUGCAGGCCCAAGGGAGCUCCCCGAAGCCACCUCACCCUCCCAGUGCCCAGCAUCCAGCUUUUCGGCUGCCUUCUCUGAAGCUGAGAGUCUCGGCAAGGCCCCCACACCUGGUGUGGCCCCUGAGGGCAUCGGGAGCAGCUACCAGUGCCGGAUGCAGGCGCUGAAUUUCUGUAUGGGGACUGACCCGAGCCUUGAACACCUCUUGGCCUCUGCAGUCCCCACCCCUGCACCCUCGACUCCUUCAGCCUCUCACCGGGCCCCACUGCCCCUGCCAGCUGACUCCAAGGAACCCUGGGUGACUGGGAACUUCCCUGUCCAGGGAGGCUCCGGGUACCCCCUGGGAUUACCCCCUUCCCUUUACCGGACACCAGGAAUGUUCUUCUUCGAGUGAUUGACUGCAGCAGUCCCUCUGCAGGGUCUCUGUCAACUAUUCUCUGCAGACUCCGUCUGGCUGUAGGACCUAGGGCGCUCUACAAGGACCCAAGCCCUGGGAGGCCAAGGACUGUGAGGAUCAGAAGGCAGAAGUGAGCAGUCAGCCAGGUCCCUGGGGCCUCCAGACAAACUUGGGAUGAGGGCAAGUGGGACCCUCGGGAUUUUCUCUGUGGUUGUCAGGGCUAAUAAAGCCAGUGUGAUGGUGA